Molecule: messenger RNA, 1224 nt
Organism: Penaeus chinensis
Lineage: Eukaryota; Metazoa; Arthropoda; Malacostraca; Decapoda; Penaeidae
Product: glycine-rich cell wall structural protein 1-like
Exons: 2
Coding region: 1-1224 (407 amino acids)
Source: RefSeq, a predicted model, not a curated record
AUGAAGUUGUUGGUAAUAGUUGCCACGGUCGUGGUCUCGUCAUCAGCGGCUCCCCAGGGCUAUCACCUGGAUACACCUUCAGGACCAAGCUUUCGAUUGAGAGGUUCAGACUCAGGUUCUGGAACAGGAGGUUUAAGCUCAGGUUUUGGAACAGGAGGUUUAGGCUCAGGUUUUGGAAUAGGAACUUCUGAUUCAGGUUUUGGAACAGGAAUUUUAAGCUUAGGCUCUGGAAUAGGAGGCUUAGCCUCAGGUUUUAGCUCAGGAGGAUGCGGGCCCGGAAGGGUGCUGCAUAUUGACGGCAGAUGCGUUACUCCACGCGUCAACCGCAAAGUUUACUUGUAUGACGCGCCACCCGUACCCGUGUCCCAUGGUCCCCCACCCUACAUUCCAGAGCCAACUGUUGAGACAAACAUCUUGUUCAUCCGAGCACCAGAACAAGGACAAGGACCAGAACCUAUUGUUAUACCUCCUCCUAGACAAGAACACGUUGUGUACGUCCUUAACAAAGAGUCGCCACAGCAACAGGAAGUGAUCGAACUCCCAGCUCCGCCAGCGAGCGAACCUGAAGUUUACUUCGUGAACUACGGUGACGGCGAGAACCCUGUUCUUCCUAGCGGCGUUGAUCUCCAGACUGCCCUGAACGCAGCUUCCCAAGGUGGUGGUCAAGUGGUAGGAGGCGGUGCCGGAGGCGUUGGGGGAGGUUUUGGAAGCAGUGGAGGAAUCGGUGGAUUCGGAAGUGGAGAAAUUGGUGGAUUCGGAAGUGGAGGAAUCGGUGGAUUCGAAGGAAGUGGAGGAAUCGGCGGAUUCGGAGGAAGUGGAGGAAUCGGUGGAUUCGGAGGAAGUGGAGGAAUCGGUGGAUUCGGAAGUGAUGGAAUCGGUGGAUUCGGAGGAAGUGGAGGAAUAAGUGAAUUUGGAGGAGGCAUCGGUGGAUUCGGUGGAAGUGGAGGAAUCAGUGGCUUUGGAGGAAGUGCAGGAAUCGGUGGAUUCGGAGGAAGUGGAGGAAUCAGUGGAUUCGGAGGAAGUGGAGGAAGCGCUGGAUUCGGAGGAAGUGAAGGAAUCGGUGGAUUUGGAGGAAGUGGAACAAAUGGUGGCUUCGUAGGAGGUGGAGGAAGCAGUGGAGUCGGAAGCAGUGCUAUCAACGGCGGUCUCGUGAGCGGUGGCGACAGCGGGCAAUUUGUCGUCAGCGGUAUUUCCGCUCCUCCAAGCCUUUAUUCCUUGCCUUAA